Molecule: messenger RNA, 1166 nt
Organism: Cricetulus griseus (Chinese hamster)
Lineage: Eukaryota; Metazoa; Chordata; Mammalia; Rodentia; Cricetidae
Source: RefSeq, a predicted model, not a curated record
GUUAUGGCUAUGAGAAAUCUCUUCGACCAUUCCCAGAUGAUGUCUGCAUUGUCCCUGAAAAAUUUGAAGGAGACAUCAAACAGGAAGGGGUUGGAGCUUUCCGGGAGGGGCCACCCUACCAGCGCCGGGGUGCCUUGCAACUGUGGCAGUUUCUGGUGGCCCUGCUGGAUGACCCAACGAAUGCGCAUUUCAUUGCUUGGACAGGCCGGGGGAUGGAGUUUAAACUAAUUGAACCUGAAGAGGUCGCCAGGCUCUGGGGCAUCCAGAAGAACAGGCCAGCCAUGAACUAUGACAAGCUGAGCCGUUCACUUCGAUACUAUUAUGAGAAAGGCAUUAUGCAGAAGGUGGCUGGUGAGCGCUACGUGUACAAGUUUGUGUGUGAGCCCGAGGCCCUGUUCUCUCUGGCCUUCCCGGAUAAUCAGCGUCCAGCUCUGAAGGCUGAGUUUGACCGGCCAGUCAGCGAGGAGGACACAGUCCCUUUGUCCCACUUGGAUGAGAGCCCUGCCUACCUCCCAGAACUGGCUGGCCCUGCUCAGCCCUUUAGCCACAAAGGUGGAUAUUCUUAUUAGGUACCAGUGGCUUUCCCUUGCCAUGGGUGGGGCUGCCCGAUGUACAUAUCAACAGAUUCGGCGUUGGGGAAGCCCUCAUGUUGAUGCCCAUACAAGUCUCUGGGGUCACAUCGUCAUUAUUCCAUCUUACUCCUGGCCAGACUCGGCCAAAAAGCAGUCUUCGGGAAGGACAGUGAGGCAGGACAAGUCUAAAGGCAGCAAUGAAUUUGCUGUCAUUCACCUCUGCCCUCAGGGGUUCAGCUUGGCCACCCCACCACAGAGAACCAGUGCUUGUUCUGUUCUGGGGACAGACAAAGGGGCUUCCUAACUUUAUUAUGGCAGCAGGGCCAAGGGGGUUCCCAGAACACCCCACUUCUCCCGCCAUGGGAGACAGAAGCCUGGGCUCUGCCCUGAGCUGGGAUCCUGUGUUCUUGGUGCUGUGCUCUGGGAGGCAGGAGCAGGUGGGAGGCAGCUGGGGUGGGUGUUGGGUGGAAGCAGGGACGGAAGGGGACCUCCUCCAAGGGAGCCUCUGGCACCCCGCCCUAGGUGUGCCUAUGCCUAGCUCCACCUUCACCUCAUCUGCCAGACCUUAAUAAAUGCCGCUGCGUCUCCCGUUAA